Brassica napus (rape) is the source of this 936-nucleotide messenger RNA. Its product is annotated as 3-hydroxyacyl-[acyl-carrier-protein] dehydratase FabZ-like. Gene Ontology annotation, biological process: fatty acid biosynthetic process. Gene Ontology annotation, molecular function: hydro-lyase activity. The transcript has 4 exons. The record is from RefSeq and is a predicted model, not a curated record. Lineage: Eukaryota; Viridiplantae; Streptophyta; Magnoliopsida; Brassicales; Brassicaceae. The coding region runs from base 158 to 823 and encodes 221 amino acids.
AGGCCUUUUGAUAUAUUCGAAGUACGUAACCAAAUGGAUUCAACAAUUACGUCUUCCUGGACAAUCAAAACAAGACCUUUGGACUCUCCGCUUCUUCGUCUGCAAACAAAACAUCUUCUCACUCUCUUCUUCUUCUUCCCUCUUUACUGUGAUAAUAAUGGCUACUGCAUCCAACUCGGUACUCUUCCCGAGCUCUGACUCACUGAGUCAUCAUCACAACUCGCCCCGAACCCAUCUCCAUCUCUCCUCCUCCAAAUCCCAUUCAGUUUCUCUCAACCGUACCAAGCAACAAUCCACUUCCCUGGCGCUUCAUUGCUCCAACAAUGGCGAUAACGUCUCAUCCCCAAUCGAACUCAAGUUCCCAACGUUUCCAACGGUCAUGGACAUUAACCAGAUCAGAGAGAUACUGCCUCACAGGUUCCCGUUUCUGCUGGUGGAUAGAGUGAUCGAGUAUACACCUGGCGUUUCAGCUGUGGCUAUCAAGAACGUCACUAUCAAUGACAACUUCUUCCCUGGUCAUUUCCCUGAUCGACCCAUCAUGCCUGGUGUUCUUAUGAUUGAGGCGAUGGCCCAAGCGGGAGGAAUAGCAAUGCUGCAGCCGGAAGUAGGAGGAGGGUCUCAGGAUAAUAACUUCUUCUUCGCUGGUAUUGAUAAAGUGAGGUUCCGCAAGCCUGUGAUCGCAGGAGACACGUUGGUGAUGAGGAUGACUCUUGUCAAGUUCCAGAAACGGUUCGGGCUUGCUAAGAUGGAAGGUAAAGCUUAUGUGGGUGGCUCUUUGGUCUGCGAGGGCGAGUUCAUGAUGGUUUCUGCUGCCAGUUCUUGAUCUCACUCGCUACAUAUGUUUGUUUAUACGAGCUUCUUCAAGAUUCUCUUUACCAUUUUAUUGAUGAAUCUUCACAGACGCAUUGAAAUAGAGCAAAUUGUGACUAUAGAAAA